Hypomesus transpacificus is the source of this 1141-nucleotide messenger RNA. It is a transcript of the gene sapcd1, whose product is annotated as suppressor APC domain containing 1. Lineage: Eukaryota; Metazoa; Chordata; Actinopteri; Osmeriformes; Osmeridae. The coding region runs from base 375 to 806 and encodes 143 amino acids. The transcript is spliced from 4 exons. The record is from RefSeq and is a predicted model, not a curated record.
UCUCUCUCUCUCUCUCUCUCUCUCUCUCCUGUGGCCAGCCCUCUAUCAUAAUGAUGACAACUGGAAUGUUCCAUUACUUUGCUAAGGGGCCCUGCUCUGCCAUCUCUAUUUCUCUCUUUAUCCUCCUCCUCUCUUUCUCCUCCCUCUCGCCCUCUCUCUCUUCCUCUGUUUCUUUCCCUCUUUCUCCUCUCUGUCAUUCUUCUUUUCUGAGUGGUGUGACACGGGUGUGUGUUGUGCCUUGUGUGUAGUGUGUGUAGUGUGUGUGUGUCCCAUGGCAUGUCCUACCUCCUACACUGUGGUGAUCCUACCCCUGAAGAGCAGCUUCCACGCUCUGCAUCUCUUCCUCUGGGUAACUGGUCCUGCAGGUGAAGCACAUGAGGGAGCUGGAGAGAGAAAAGGACGGUCUGUGGGCGGGUCUGCAGGUUCUGGAGCAGGCCCAGUGCUGGUACCACACUCGCCUGCAGACCAGCGCCAGGAACCCCGCUCUGGUGGAGACCAGGACCAGGAGAUCCAGGCUGGCUGACCAGGAUGUUAAGGGGUUAACUUCCUGUCUUCAGAGGUCCUGCAUGCAGCGGGUGAACGGCUCCCUGGGAAGCCUGAUGAGUGAACCCAAUGUCUCCACCGCCCCGCCCGCCCCGCCACUCACCUCCACAGACAGCGCCCUCCGCUGGAGCCUCACAGUACUGGGACAGGGCUCUGUGGUCUGUUGCCAGGAGGUGUGUGAGAAGAACCAGCAGAUCUCCAGUCUGGAGCUGGAGAGGGACACACUGCUGCAACAGCUCCGGAGCCACAAGGCUGCUGACUAACUAACACACUAUCAUACACACUCAGUCACACACAUGCACUCACACACACACACUAAAACACAACUUGAUUCCUUUUUCAAGGUUAAGUGAUGUCAAACAAUUGAGCGAUGUUACACAAUAACAAACAUUGUAAUUAUAAUCACUGCUAUGUAUUUCAUGUGAAGUCUAAAAAUCUAACCCUUGUAAAUAUGUUGAGAUGACUAUGAGAUCCUGUGUGUGAAACCAAGAUGGCCGCUCUCUGAGACCCCUCCUCUUCUGGGUUCUUCCACACCAUCCUACAGGAAGUACUCUCAUGACGCAGGAGGAAAUAAAACUGGUCAAAAAGACCAAACUUA